AUGUAUUUUAAUUCGAAAUUAAAUUAUAGGUUUUGCAAUAAUAAAUAGUAAUAUGAGAUUCCAGAGGGUCUCAAAAAGUAGAUUCAGACUAGAGCUAGACAUAUGAUUGUUUCAUUCACUUUAGUAGUUUUUGGAGGAGUUCUUUUGGCAGGCAAACACACAUAUUAAAAAUUUUAUCCUAAGGACACUUAAAAACCCAAAGAGACUGAGAAAAUUAAUGAGGAAAAUUAAAUUUAAUAAGAGAAGCCAAAGUAAUGA
This is a messenger RNA of Paramecium octaurelia, 258 nucleotides long. NCBI's taxonomy places the organism in Eukaryota, Ciliophora, Oligohymenophorea, Peniculida, Parameciidae. The record is from the annotation of a GenBank genome assembly.